Trichobilharzia szidati is the source of this 1107-nucleotide messenger RNA. NCBI's taxonomy places the organism in Eukaryota, Metazoa, Platyhelminthes, Trematoda, Strigeidida, Schistosomatidae. The record is from the annotation of a GenBank genome assembly.
AUGUCCAAGAGGGAUAACUACUGCUCUGCUGCACAGCGUGUUUGUGGAGUGUUAAGUAGCCUGUCGAAAGAUAAUCGCUUGGUUCGUGUUAAUGAUAAGCUGGUGGAUAAGCUGUCUAAAUUCUUGAGUUACGGAACACAGCAUAUUCAAGUUGUUUGUGAUUUUGACCACACGUUGUCCAAAUACUGCCAUAAUUCGGAAAAAGUCCCAGUUUGUCAUGGUUUGUUCAUGAGACAUCCAAGAAUACCCGAAGUGUCUAGAAGGCGGCUUGAGGAAUUAUGUGAACUUUACAUGCCACUUGGGAGCUCUGGGAACUUAAGCGAGUCGGAGAAAUGUUAUCUGAUGAUGGAAUUUUGGAAGCUUGCUCACAAAACACUGGUUGAUGGAAAUAUAUAUCGAAGUGAUGUCGACUGUUGCGCUUUAGAAGGCGGAAUAGUACUUAGGGAUAAUGCUGUCGACUUUCUGAAUAAAUUGGCUGAUUUGAAUAUACCACUGAUUAUUUUCUCUGGUGGUAUAGGCAACAUUAUUGAAGUACUUUUAUCGUCACUGAAUAUAUCGCUGGAUAAUGUUCGUAUUGUUUCAAACUUUAUGGACUUUAAUGCUGAAGGUCGUUUAGUUGGAUUUCAGGAUCCUGUUAUUCAUUCGCUGAAUAAAACAUACAAAAUAAUACAAAAUUCUGAAUAUUAUGAGACGGUUUUAUCAAAGCGGAUAUGUACUUUGCUUAUUGGAGACUCAGAUAGUGAUGCAAAUAUGAUUGAUAACAAACAGAAAUUUUCUGGUGAACAGGCCAUUGUUAUUCGUAUCGGAUAUUUGAAUGAGAAAGUCGAUGAGAGAAUGGAACUAUUCAGUUCACUUUAUGAUAUUGUUCUUGUUAAUGAUGAAACUUUCGAUAUUCCCCUGGUUAUUUUGUCGUCUAUUUUUAAUACUGACAAAUUCCUUAAAAAUAAUGAAGACAGUAAUGCUAACAACGACAACAACAACAACAUCAACACAUCAUAAUUGUCUUGUAAUAUUUCGUCAAUAGUAAUUUUCUAAUUCAUCUUUUCAUUUUUAUAAUAAAUACUAAAAAAAGUAAUCACUUGUUCUUGUUCAGCUUGCAAAAUAGUC